CUCUCCUGUAGUCUCUCUUUCUCCCUUCUCUCCGCUUUGUGGUAUUCAGUUGCUUGCUCUCCCUUUUUUGGAAAGAAAACCAUCACUCUCUCAGCAUCAAUCUACCAAAUUCACUCCUCUCAGAACUUUAGUACCCAUCACCACAUCAAAACAUACAAAAGAAGCUUCCCCCAACAAGGGAAGAGAGAGAGAGUGAAAUCUCCGUCUCUUCUACCCAUUUCGGCUCAUCAUCCUCUCUCCAACAUCAACUCUCUCUCUCUCUCUCUCUCUCUCUCUCUCUCCAAAGCUUGCCAACAAAGGGAAUUAAAAAAAGCAGUGAAAAUCUGCCCAAAAAUCAGAGCUUUUUGAGAGUUAGUUCUUCAUCAACAGCUCAAAACAACGGGACAACAACAAGAAGAAGAGAAAUACCACUGUACGCCAGGUCAAGAAGAACAAAGAAGAGGACACCCAAGAAGCCGAAAGAAAAAGAAUUGUCUGAUCUCUUCAUUUGAAAUACAUUACAUCUGAAGAAGAGGAAAAAACCCUAGAAGUAGAAUAAGAAGAAGAGGAGGAAAAGAGAAGAAAAGCCGAAGAGAGAAUCAACAUCAUAACCAUAUCACACUACCAACACCAGCAUCAGCGCCAAAAGGAGAUGUCUUCCGUCCAGAUGGAUGCUUCACUUCCACACCCAGAAAGCUCCAGCUCCGACGCCACCAACGCCAGCUCCGUCAUAAUUGCCACUUCCUCCAUCGUUACCACCUCCUCGUCCUCCUCACCCACUCCCAGCCGAUACGAAUCCCAGAAGCGCCGCGACUGGAACACCUUCGGCCAAUACCUUCGAAACCACCGCCCCCCGCUCUCCCUCUCCCGCUGCAGUGGGGCUCACGUCCUCGAAUUCCUCCGUUACCUCGACCAGUUCGGCAAGACCAAGGUCCAUACCCAAAUCUGCCCCUUCUUCGGCCACCCUAACCCUCCCGCUCCUUGCCCCUGCCCACUCCGCCAAGCCUGGGGCAGCCUCGAUGCCCUCAUUGGCCGCUUGAGGGCCGCCUUCGAGGAGAAUGGGGGCAAGCCAGAGGCAAACCCAUUUGGGGCCCGAGCAGUGAGGCUAUAUCUGCGAGAGGUCCGAGAAUUGCAGUCUAAGGCGCGGGGGAUCAGUUAUGAGAAGAAGAAGCGGAAGCGCCCUCCCCCGCAAGCGCUGCCCACGGUGCAAGUUAACAAUGACCCACCACCAUUAUGAUACCAUUACUAGAUUAUGAUCAAUUAGAGAGCUUGAUGAAAGAGUAUUUCACAACUUCUCAAUGUCUUAAGCUCUUGAGUUGCCUUAGCUCUACAAUAGUUACUUUCUUUUGAUGGGUAAGUUAUAUAUGGGUUGCUACUUCUCUAAUUCCCAUAUACUUAAGGAUGUUUUUCCAUGAAUUGUGUUUUUCUUUUAAUGGAACUUAUGUUUAGAGUA
This is a messenger RNA of Magnolia sinica, 1432 nucleotides long. RefSeq names its product protein LIGHT-DEPENDENT SHORT HYPOCOTYLS 4-like. Gene Ontology annotation, biological process: response to light stimulus; mRNA transcription. The record is from RefSeq and is a predicted model, not a curated record. Gene Ontology annotation, cellular component: nucleus. Bases 632 to 1216 code for a protein of 194 amino acids. The transcript has 3 exons. NCBI's taxonomy places the organism in Eukaryota, Viridiplantae, Streptophyta, Magnoliopsida, Magnoliales, Magnoliaceae.